AUGGAAACUUCAUCAUCAUCAUCAGAUCAAGGACAGGCCCAUAUAGGAACCACCAUCAAAAGCCAUAAGCAUUUGAGGGCAAUGGUCAUAAGUGGCACGCCGAAGUAUCUAAGCUUCACCUGGCCUUGUGACUGGAGUUUGAACCAGGGCCCAACGAAUUGGAUUCCCGACACAAACACCCUGAGCCAGUGA
This is a messenger RNA of Clunio marinus, 192 nucleotides long. The record is from the annotation of a GenBank genome assembly. Lineage: Eukaryota; Metazoa; Arthropoda; Insecta; Diptera; Chironomidae.